AUGUUUAAGUUGUAAUUCUUUAGUAUAAACAAGUUGUUUUCAUAAUACCACAAGUGCUUGUUUGGGCACAAAUCUGUUUGGCACAGACUGGGUGGGAUCAAAUGAAAGGUGAGGAGCAGCCAUCUUGGAUGUCCCUGUGCCUGGCAUAUUUACAUAUAAAGCAGCAAGUGGGAGUGCCAUUUUUUUAACAACAUGGAGUGUGAAGAACCAGCGAUUUCUCAGCCUUACUCUCUGGUGCUCUGGUGCUCCACUUUUCUAUACAGCCUGAUUUAAAUAGCAGAAGAACCCCAUUACUGGGGUGGUAAUGAAAAAGUCCCUGACAUGAUUGUGUACUAAGAGGUAAUAUGAGGAAGAUGGGAAUAUGGAUGAGGGAGAAAUUUGCUUAUGUUUGCAUUAUAAUAUUUGCUUUUUGACCUAAUAUGCAACCCAAAACACAAUGAUCCAAUGCAGUUGUCCAAUCUAUAUAUAUGCAUAAAGUGUGUGUACAUCAAGGACAAUUGUACACAAAAUGCAUAUGAUAGGGAAACUUUCAUAUAAAAAGGAAAACUUGCUUGCAGAAAUACUUGGGAAUUUUCAUACUGAAUGUUUAGAAAAUUCCAACUGAUAUGAAAAUAAGAUGGAUGCAAACAUUAUAGAAAAACAGAAAAGAUGCAAACAUUAUAGAAAGACAACUUCCUUUAUGCAUUCAAUCCAUCUCAUAUUUGGCCUUCCUUUUCUUCAUCUGCCUUCGACUUGCCAUAACAUGAUUGUCUUCUCCAGCAAGUCCUGCCUACUCAUGAUUUGUCCAAAUAUGAAAACCUCAGUUUUAUCAUUUUUGCUUCUAGGGAAAGCACUGGCUUGAUUUGAUCUAGGAUCCCCUUGUUUGUUUUUCUGUCAGUCCAGGAUGUCUGCAAAGAUCUCCUCCAGGACCAUGUUUCAAAUGCUUCAAUUUUCUUCCUGUCAGCCUUCUUCACUGUGCAGCUUGCACAUCCAUACUUAGUGAUCAGGAAUGCCUUGGUCUCCAGUGAAAGAAGGCAUCCUGCAAAACUGCUGCGAAGCGUACAAUGUUGGGCUCCAAGGAGUAAAAGUAUUUUCUGGACCCUCGAGUGAGCAAUUUGGAUACACAGUGAAGCAGCUUUUAAAUGAAGAAGGGAAAUGGUUACUUGUUGCUUCACCUUGGAGUGGAUAUCCAAAAAAUAGAAUGGGAGACAUAUAUAAAUGUGCAGUCAAUCAACAGGAGACCACAUGUUCAAGGAUGAAUUUACAAACUUUCGCAAGCAUUCCAAAUGUUACUGAGAUAAAGAAGGAAAUGAAUCUAGGAUUAACCCUAGCAAGAAACUCAAUAACAGGAGGAUUUUUGACAUGUGGUCCUUUGUGGGCACAACAGUGUGGAAGCCAGUACUACGCGACAGGAAUCUGUUCUGAGUUUAAUCAAAGGUUCCAGUUCCUGAGAAGUUUUUCACCUGCUGUGCAAAAAUGUUCUCCAGCCGUAGAUAUGGUGGUGGUAUGUGAUGAGUCCAACAGUAUUUAUCCUUGGGAAGAUGUACAGGCAUUUUUGAAAAAAUUUGCCCAAGGUUUAGAUAUAGGCCCUACAAAAACACAGCUAGGCUUAAUACAGUAUGGUAAUGACCCACGAGUAGUGUUUAACCUGAAUACAUACAGAAAUAAAGAAGAUGUUGUACAAGCAAUGUCAAAAACCAGGCAAAAUGGAGGAGACCAAACCAAUACAUUCAAAGCAAUUGAGUAUGCCAGACGCAACGCUUUCUCAAAAGCAGCUGGUGGGCGGGCAACAGCCUCCAAAGUCAUGGUUGUUGUGACAGAUGGUGAAUCGCACGAUGGCUCAAGAUUGCAAGAAGUCAUAACUAAGUGCAAAGAGGACAAUAUCACUAGAUUUGGUAUUGCGGUAUUAGGACAUUUAAUUAGAACUGGAGCGGAUACUACAAAAUUAAUCGAAGAAAUCAAAGCAAUUGCUAGUGAUCCCAAAUUAAAGUAUUUCUUUAAUGUGUCUUCUGAAAAAGCACUCUUAGAAGAAGCAGGAACUCUGAGAGAACGAAUUUUCAGCAUAGAAGGCACUGCUCAAGGCGAGUCAUUCAGGCUGGAAAUGUCACAAGUGGGUUUCAGUGCUUCUUACUCACAGGAAAAGAAAGUUCUGUUGUUGGGUGCCGUUGGGGCAUAUGGAUGGAAUGGGACUGUGAUCCAGCAGACAGAAAAGCAAGAUAUCAUAUUUCCGUAUCAAUCAUUUCAAAAGGUUUUGCAAGAUGGAAAUCAGACGUCCUAUUUAGGUUAUUCAAUGGCUGUUCUCUCAAUGGAAAAUAUGGUCUAUUUUGUUGCUGGCGCUCCACGGUCCAACUACACUGGAAGAGUGGUGGUUUAUGAGGUUGAUGUCCAUGGCAACGUAACUAUUAUUCAUUCACAAAGAGGAGAGCAGAUUGGCUCCUACUUUGGCAGUGUAAUAUGUUCAGUGGAUAUUAAUAGAGACUCGGUAACAGAUGUGUUGUUGGUUGGUGCACCUAUGUUCAUGAAUGGCUUCAAAAAAGAAGAAGGAAAAGUCUACAUGUUUUCUGUAAGAAGGGGUAUUUUGGGCAAACAAGAACUUCUGGAGGGUCCUGAAGGGCUAGAAAAUGCUCGCUUUGGGUCUGCUAUCACAGCUGUCUCAGAUAUUGAUUUGGAUGGCUUUAACGAUGUGAUAGUGGGAUCGCCUUUAGAAAACCAGAAUGCUGGUGCUAUCUACAUUUACAAUGGCAAUCAGAGGACGAUACAGACCAAGUAUUCGCAGAGAAUUUCAGGAUCAGAUCCUGCAUUUGGCCAGCCACUCCAGUAUUUUGGAAGGACAAUAGAUGGCCGCAAUGAUUUGAACGGUGAUGGAAUAACUGAUGUAUCUGUGGGCUCUAACGGGAAGGUGAUUCAGUUUUGGUCUCAGGCUAUAGCAACUGUCUCAAUACAUGUCUCAUCAACACCUAAGAAGAUCAGCCUGCUAAACAAGAAUACAGAAGUUGUUCUCCAAGUAUGUUUCAGUGCAACCUUUAGACCUACCCAUCGGAAUAAUCAAGUGGAUAUCAUAUACAACCUUACAUUGGAUGCUGAUCUCUUGUCCUCUCGGGUGACCUCUAGAGGAGUAUUUAAAGAAAACAGUGAGAGAUCUCUUCAGAAUAGUAUCAGCGUGCACCCCAUGGACAAGUGUGUGGCGCAUGCUUUUAAUGUUCAGGAGCCUUCUGAUGCUGUUGACUCCCUUAGCAUUCGAGUUGAUAUUAAGCUCAGGAAUCCGAAUUCAAGUCCUGUUCUUGAUAUAACCUCUCCUGCAUCUGUUACUUACAGUGUACCAUUUGUUAAAGACUGUGGUGAAGAUGAAGUUUGCAAUACUGACCUUGAUCUUGAGGUUCAGCAGAAAAAUCAUGGUGAAGGACGCUUUAUCGUCAGCAGUAAGAACAAAAGAUUGAUAUUCGGUGUGAAAUUGAAAAACAACAAUGAAAAUGCAUACAAUACCAGGAUUCAGAUAGCUUUUUCUAAAAACUUGUUUUUUGCAUCGUCUGCUCCACCUGUGGAUGGAUCUGAAGUUUCAUGUCAGAUGACUGCGAUCACACAUUUUGUUGUCUGUCGAGUCAGCUAUCCUGUUUUUAAAAGAAGACAACAGGUAUCUUUCGAUGUUAUUUUUAACUUUAAUUUGAAAAGCCUGCAGAACCUGGCAGUUUUAAGUUUUCAUGCUGUGAGUGCAAGUAAUGAAGAAGAUGAGUCAAACAAUCUGGUCAACCUAACAGUUCCACUUCGUUAUGAUGCAGAACUUCACUUGACAAGGUUUACCAGUAUGAACUUAUAUGAAAUACACUCUGGUGUUAUUGUUCCUUCCAUGGUGAACAAUUUUGAUGAAAUUGGACCUCCAUUCAAUUUUUCUGUUAAGGUCACCAGAGGAAGUAUGCCAGUAAGCACAGCAUCUUUAAAGAUCCAUAUUCCAAAGCACAGUGCAGGAAACAAUCCGUUGAUGUAUGUGACUGCAGUGCACACCAGCCAGGGCAGUGAUAUCAGCUGUGAUGCACUGAUCAAUCCAUAUAAAAUAGGACAACAAGGCUAUGAAGUGUCCUUUAGGAAGGAAGACUUCAAAGCCCUGAAAGAACUGAACUGCAAGAAUGUCAAAUGUGAUACGAUUACAUGCAAGUUAAAAAAUAUGGCAUUGAAAGCCGAGUAUUAUGUUAACAUUUCUACCAGAAUAUGGAAUGGAACAUUUGCGGCUUCUGAUUUCCAGAGCAUACAGUUAUCUGCCAGUGCUGAAACUGCAAUACAUGAGUCAGCCCUAUUUGUGCCUGGAGAUAAUACUUUAUCAAUUCCAACCACAAUCACAAAGCCCACUGAGAAAUCAGAAGUGCCAGUUGGAAUUGUGAUAGGAAGUGUUCUGGCAGGUCUCCUUUUGCUGGUAGCUCUAGUGGCUGCUUUAUGGAAACUUGGUUUCUUCAAGCGAAAAUAUGAAAAAAUGGCAAAGGACAUGGAAGACAUGGACGAAAUUACAGAACUCACAAAAGACAGAGAAUGACUACUGCAGUGAUAACAACUUUUUGCACCUCGCCCCUGAGCCACAAGCAGUGCUUGCAAUCACACUGCUUCAAUUUUUCUGAGUGCCUUACAGAUUUUUUUUUCAAUGAAAAUGCCUAAUUGUAUAUUUUUACAGAUGUAAAUUUUAUAUGUACUGUUUGAUUUUAGCAGUAACUGCUGGUCGGUUUGGGGUUUUGUUUACAGGAGUUUAUACUGUUUUUCAUGUGUGUUUUUAUAUUUUGUUAAUACACUUUGAAGUGGCAAUACCAGAGGCAGUAAUAUUGAACUGGGCCAGAAAUAUUGCCUCCUUUAUACAAUCGACACUUUCAGUUUGUGGUCCAGAGUUCCAUGAGAAGCACAUGCGGCUUGCAUGCAUCCAGCUACACCCACAGCAGUGCAUGCUUCGCCCCCACCUCCCUGAACUGAAACCUGCCUCUGAAAUUCCUGGUUUAAACUAUAGCCUGUGAUCUACGCUAGACAAGGUGCCUCCUGGCAAGGGCUCCAAGCAGAAAUAGCCCAAGGCAGGGUGAAGCUAUUUUUCCUGGGGGCACCUGUGUGGUGGAUCAGCCAGGCAAGAAUCUGCAGAGGUUUGUGUGACACUGAGCCAGCCAAGAAAUCAAAAAGUUAUCUACGGAAUGAUGCAGGGAGUCGUCUAGUAUUCUGACUAGAGAUGGACCUAUCGCAGCACUCACUGUGCCAACAGGUUUAUACAGUGCAGCUGCCAGAAGCAAAUUCACUGGUGACUUGAGCGAGCGAUGGUGACCCACAGGCUAAGCAGAUGGCUUUACAACGUGCUGUGUGGGGCCAUGCCUGUAGGGUGACUGGAAUCUUCAUCUGCUGCUCACAGGCUGCUCAUCAAUACACAGGAUCAGGGCCGUUUACCUGUCCUGAAAGCCCUGUACUGGUUGCCACUUGCUUUCUGGGCUCAGAUCAGAGCAUCAGUUUUCACCUUUAAGUCCUUCGAUGGCUUGAGACCCGGCUAUCUAAAGGACUGCCUGUCUCAUUAGGUACCGGUACAGUUAUUCAGCGUUACAGGGGAGGCUCUCUUAAGGGUGCCAUUGCCUGCAAAGGCCAUUUGCUUUCUCCUGUGUCCCUUCUAAACCAGGGAGCAACCUCUGCAAGGACUGAUUUGGUCCCCAGUCUCUGGCCAUUUGGAAAGGGUGUGAAAUGACAUCUUAAUUCAGCCUUUUAAAUUAUUUAAUGUUUUGCUGUAUUCAACAUUCUUUUCUUCCUCCCUGCCCACUUUGGAGGCCAUUGGGAAGAAAAACAGGAGCAGGUGGGAAGAAAAUAUCCGUCUUCAUGAUCUACAUGCAACCCCUUGAAGAUGGUAGCUUAUUAGACCCUUAGAAUGAGGUGCAUGUAAACGACUGUGUCUUUCCUCUUUUCACUGGGUUCAGAUUUGUCAGAUCACCUGUAAGGAUACAAAUCAUCUUUCUGAUACCUUUCUUUCCUCCCUGCCCCACCCCCAGCCAUCUGAAAAAGCAUUAGACCCUUGGUUUCUGCUUUGUGGGAGAAAGGCAGGCUACAAGUAAAAUAAAUAAAUGGACAAGGGGGAUUCCCUAAAAACUGGGCAGAGAGAACUUCAGAGAACCUUCAGGUAUGGUAAGUAAAAUGCUGCGCUGGGAAUCUAGGAGAUCUGAGUUCUAGUCCUCAUGAAGUCACUGCAUGACUUCCAGCUCGAUCUACUUCACUGGGAAAAUUGUGAAGAUAACAAUUAAGUGUAAGCUGCCUUGGGUUUUGCACAAGAGGAAAAGAUGAGACAUACAUGCAAAAUAAUCAUCUUGGGAGCAGAGGUCUUCCUCCUGCAGAAGGCAGAUCCUUGAUCCAACCCAAUUAAAGUGGUUAAUUUCCUGUCAUUAAGAACACUGUUACUGCACUUUUCAGCUGGCAAAAUUCACAAUCCUGCUAUGGAUUUGAUGUAUGUAGCUUUGUAAGAUACAGACUGUUUUUCAUAUUUAAAAAUGCAUUUUAAUAUUAUGGGAUUCCAUAAAGCACUAUUUUAAGUGAUGUGAAGCAACUCUAAGAACCACCACAGAAUUGGUACUGAUAUUAAUGUAUAUUGCAACGGUGACACUACUCAAUUGUUAAUUAGGA
Varanus komodoensis (Komodo dragon) is the source of this 6594-nucleotide messenger RNA. It is a transcript of the gene ITGA2, whose product is annotated as integrin subunit alpha 2. The transcript is spliced from 30 exons. Bases 989 to 4501 code for a protein of 1170 amino acids. NCBI's taxonomy places the organism in Eukaryota, Metazoa, Chordata, Lepidosauria, Squamata, Varanidae. Gene Ontology annotation, cellular component: external side of plasma membrane; integrin complex. Gene Ontology annotation, molecular function: integrin binding. Gene Ontology annotation, biological process: integrin-mediated signaling pathway; cell-matrix adhesion; cell-cell adhesion. The record is from RefSeq and is a predicted model, not a curated record.